This is a messenger RNA of Punica granatum (pomegranate), 2318 nucleotides long. NCBI's taxonomy places the organism in Eukaryota, Viridiplantae, Streptophyta, Magnoliopsida, Myrtales, Lythraceae. The record is from RefSeq and is a predicted model, not a curated record.
GCAAUGAUCCAUUGCUAAUAGCACGCAAGCACAAACCUCUCCCGUCUGCCAUUGGAGCAGAACCUCCCAAGCUCUCUCUCUCUCUCUCUAUGGAGAUUUUGAUGUGAACGAGCAGACGACCGGAAAUGGCGGAGCUUGGAUACGAGGAUCAGAGCUCGUCGAGGUCGGCGUUCAGAGCUCGGGACGCCAGCCCCGACUCCGUCAUCUUCACUCUCGAGUCCAACUUCAGCCUCUUCUCCUCCGCCUCCGCCAGCGUCGACCGCUGCUCCUUCGCCUCCGACGCCCACGAUCACGACACUGCCUCCGAAAUCUCCCUGCAUUUGGCAGGCCAGGAGCGAGAGGGUUCGAGUGGUCCAGAUCCAGAUCCGAAUCCAAACAAAGCGCCACUGCAUAAGCACAGUCGUCUCUCUAGAAAAGGCGAUAAAGCUAAAGUGCCGAAAGUGGACAGUGAAGGCGAUAUAGAAGACGAUAAGCAAGCCUUAGAUUCUGCGAGGAGCUCCUUCUCUUUGGCUCUCAAAGAGUGUCAAGAGAGAAGAUCUAGAUCUGAUGCUCUGAGGAAACUAGAUAGGCGAAGACCCGCUUCACUUGAUUUCAACAAUGCUACCGCGUCGUCUCCGCGGAUGGGAGGUGUGAAGAAGAGUUCUAUGGGCCGCAAGGCUGGUGCAUUUCCGAGCCCUGGUACUCCGAACUAUCAGCAUGGCGGUGUUGGAUUGCAGAAGGGUUGGAGCUCGGAGAGAGUGCCGUUACAGUCCACUGCUGGAAGGAGGAAUGCAGGUGCUGCUUUCCUGCCUUACAAUAACAAUGGCAGGACACUUCCGUCGAAAUGGGAAGAUGCUGAGAGGUGGAUUUUGAGUCCUGUUUCUGGAGAUGGGGGCCCCAGACCUUCUGUUCCACUACCUCAGAGACGGCCUAAAUCCAAGAGUGGGCCACUUGGACCUCCGGGGGUUGCAUACUAUUCACUGUAUUCCCCUGCAAUGCCCAUGUUUGAAGGAGGGAAUAUGGGAAAUUUCAUGGCGGGGUCUCCGUUUUCUGCUGGAGUUAUCGGAGCAGAUGGAUUGAACCUUCGGAAUUCUGGGUGCCACGGUGCAGCAUUUCCCAUUCGGGCAGAGCCUUGCAUGGGAAGAUCAGCCAGUGUGCACGGAUGCUCAGAGCACCUCAACCAGCCACCAACAACUGUCCCCCAAGAACUUGCAGACGAAAAGCUUGAGGGGGUGAAAGAUGCAGCAACUGAUAUAUGUCAUGAUGUUUCGAGAAGGGACAUGGCAACACAAAUGAGCCCAGAUGGGAGCGCUUCCUCAUCUCCCAAAGAGAGGCUUUCUUUCACCACAUCCCCUUCCCUGUCUAUUGUGGAUUUGCAGAGCACAAAUGGCUCUAAGUUGGGAGUCAAGGAUGUGCAGGUCGAUGAACAAGUCACAUUUACUCGGUGGUCAAAGAAGAAGAAGUACGGGAUCCCGGGAAAGGGCUCUGGGGUCAGUGAAGACUGGAGAAAGAAAGACACCGAUACUCGAUCUUCGACUUGGGAAAUCUCAGAAACAACGAAGAACGUUUCGAAGGCAAAAAGAGAGGAAGCAAAAAUUACUGCAUGGGAGAACCUUCAGAAGGCUAAAGCUGAGGCUGCAAUACGAAAACUGGAGAUGAAGCUGGAAAAGAAGAGAUCCUCAUCCAUGGAUAAGAUCAUGAAGAAGCUGAGGUUGGCUCAGAAGAGAGCCCAAGAAAUGAGGAGCUCGGUAUUAGCAAAUCAGUCCCACGAGGUCUCUAGGACUUCACAUAAGGCAGUUGUGUUCCGAAGAACCCAUCAAAUGAGUUCCUUAAGUGGUUGCUUUACUUGCCAUGCUUUUUGAUGCCUUCCGGAGCCAUCAAAAGGGUGAGGUUCUAGCAAGAUCGCCAAUUAAACAUAGUAGGAGAUCCAAACUUUAGCCUUUGCGCUGUGCCUCAUACUUACGAUGCGUCACUAGUGCUGUGUCGGCUUUGCAGUUUUGGAGUGGAGCAGCCCUGACCCACAUUUGGUACCCAAAGAACGUUUAAUAAUAUGGUCCUUUAAUGUAUGUAUAAUGUCUUGUUAUAUAUCUUACGCGGCGGCAGUGUCGCAAACAGAAGUAUGGUUCAUCUGCUCUAAGCUUCGUAUUCUCGGAAGUUUAGCCAUGAUUUGAUUGAAUCAUAUCACUUAAGAUUAGUAAUAUAGGUUUCUUGCAUCCAUGGAAGGGUAAGGAAACUUCAAGUAGUAGUAUUCACAAUGCAAUUUGCCGUUGCAAUUCUGAUGAUUCGGAAUUGGCUGAUCAUCAGUCCUUGGAAAUUUUCGGGCCUUUGGGCUUCCUUCU